CAAAACCCUACCAACUGCUGAUUGUUGAAGAGUGUAAAAGCGGCUUAAAAGCCUGUUACAAAGACGAUUCAGCAUGUCAUUUAAUGUUCCUAAAGAAGAAGAAAAGGUCUUGGCGUUUUGGCGCGAAAUUGAUGCCUUUCGCACACAACUAAAACUCUCUGAGGGACGUCCUGAAUUCACUUUCUUUGACGGUCCUCCUUUCGCGACUGGUCUUCCACAUCAUGGACAUUUGCUUGCUUCUACAAUCAAGGAUAGCGUUACUCGUUACGCUUGUUUGAAGGGCUACCACGUCGAACGUCGUUUUGGUUGGGAUACUCAUGGUUUACCCGUUGAACAUGAAAUCGAUAAGAAGCUAGGUAUUACUGGAAGCCAGGAUGUCAUGAAAAUCGGCAUCGACAAGUAUAAUGCUGAAUGUCGUAACAUUGUUAUGACUUAUGCCUCUGAAUGGCGUGCAACUGUUGAGCGUUUGGGCCGUUGGAUUGACUUUGACAAUGACUAUAAGACCUUGUACCCUUCUUUCAUGGAAAGUAUUUGGUGGGUCUUCAAGGUGCUUUAUGAAAAGGACAAAGUUUACCGCGGAUACCGCGUUAUGCCUUAUUCUACUGCUUGUACCACUCCUUUAAGUAACUUCGAAGCUCAACAGAAUUACAAGGAAGUUCCUGAUCCUGCCGUUGUUGUUGCUUUUGAACUUGUCGAUGAUCCUGAAGUCGGUGUUCUUGCUUGGACCACUACCCCUUGGACAUUACCUUCCAACUUGGCUUUGGCUGCCAAUCCCAAACUCGAAUACCUAAAGAUUUUGGAUAAAGAAUCUAACAAAAAAUACAUUUUACAGGAAGCUUGCCUUGGAAUUCUCUACAAAAACCCCAAGAAGGCUAGCUUCGAAGUUUUGGAGCGCUUCAGCGGUUCUAAACUGAACGGAAUGAAGUAUAAGCCUCUUUUCCCCUAUUUUGCUUCAACUUUCAAAGAUCAUGCUUUCGUAAUUUACAACGCUGAUUAUGUCGAAGAAGGUUCUGGUACUGGUAUAGUUCACCAAGCUCCUGCCUUUGGUGAAGCAGAUUAUGACGCUGCUUGGGCAAACGGUAUUAUUGAUUCUGAUCAUCCUGCUCCUUGCCCUAUAGAUGAGAAGGGUCGCUACACUGAAGAAAUCACUGACUUUGUUGGUCAAUAUGUCAAAGAUGCUGAUAAAGAAAUUAUCCGUACUUUAAAGAACAGAGGCUGUCUCGUCCGUCACAGUCAAAUCUUUCACAGUUACCCCUUCUGUUGGCGUUCUGACACUCCUCUUCUUUAUCGUGCUGUACCCAGUUGGUUUGUUAAGGUCAAGGGUAUUACUGAUCAAAUGGUUGACAAUGUGAUGAAAACACAUUGGGUCCCUCAAAACAUUCGUGAUAAGCGUUUUGCCAACUGGCUUAGUAAUGCUCGUGACUGGAAUAUUUCACGUAACAGAUACUGGGGUACUCCUAUUCCUUUGUGGGCUAGCGAUGAUUACGAAGAAAUUGUAUGCAUUGGAUCAGUUAAGGAACUUGAAGAACUUUCUGGUGUUUCAGGAAUUAAUGAUCUUCAUAGAGAUAGUAUUGAUCACAUCACUAUUCCUUCAAAGACGGGUAAGGGUACCCUUCACCGCAUUUCUGAAGUUUUCGAUUGUUGGUUUGAAUCUGGUAGUAUGCCUUAUUCUUCUCGUCAUUAUCCUUUUGAAAAUGUUGAGAACUUUGAAAAGGGUUUCCCUGCCGAUUUCAUCUCUGAAGGUGUUGAUCAGACUCGUGGUUGGUUCUAUACUCUCACCGUAUUAGGUACUUUAUUGUUUGGCAAUGCUCCUUACAAGAACGUUAUUGUCAGCGGUUUGGUCAUGGCUGAAGACGGUAAAAAAAUGUCUAAGCGUCUAAAGAAUUAUCCUGAGCCUAAUUUUAUCAUCCAAAAAUAUGGUUCUGAUGCACUUCGUCUAUUCCUCAUCAAUUCACCAGUCGUACGUGCUGAAGUCUUGAAAUUUAAGGAAGACGGUGUCAGAGAAGUUGUUACAAGAGUUAUGAUUCCUUGGUGGAACAGUUAUAAGUUCUUUGAUGCUCAAGCCGCUCUUUAUAAGAAGGUUAAUGGUAAAGAUUUUGUUUAUAAGGAAGAUGUUGAGCUUAGUAAGAAUGUCAUGGAUCGCUGGAUUCUUGCUCGCUGUCAAUAUCUUAUUCAAUUCGUUGAUCAAGAAAUGCAACAAUAUCGUUUGUAUACAGUCGUUCCUCAAUUGCUCGGUCUUAUUGAAGAAAUGACUAACUGGUACAUUCGUUUUAACAGACGUAGACUGAAGGGUGAAAACGGUGAACAAGAAACUGUUGUGGCCUUGAACGUUCUUUUCACUGUUUUGUUUACCCUUGCUCGCAUUAUGGCUCCUUUCACUCCUUAUAUUACUGAGAACAUCUACCAACAACUCAGAAAUUACAUGGAGAUUGAUCAUAGUGAUAUGUCUUUACGAUCCGUUCACUUCCUUCCUUUCCCUUCUUACAAGGAAGAACUUUCUGAUGCGACUGUUCUGCGUCGUGUCAAGCGCAUGCAAACUAUCAUUGAACUUGCCCGUUAUGUGCGUGAACAAAACAAUAUCUCUUUGAAGACACCUUUGAGAAGCCUUGUGGUUAUCGUUACUGAUCCUGAAUACCUUGAAGAUGCUAAGUCAUUAGAAGGCUAUAUUUUAGAGGAGCUUAACGUCCGUGAAGUCAUCUUCACCGCUGAUGAAGAAAAAUAUGGCGUUGUUUACAGUGCUCAAGCUGAUUGGCCUGUUUUGGGUAAGAAGCUUCGUAAAGAUAUGGCUCGGGUUAAAAAGGCUCUUCCUAACGUUACCACUGAAGACGUUAAACAAUUCCAAAAGAAUGGUGAGAUGCUUCUUGAUGGCAUCAAGUUGGUUGAAGGUGAUUUGCAAAUCAUUCGGUCUGUUCAAAACAAAAAUGAAUAUCUGAAAUCCAAUACCGACGGUACCUGUAUAGUUUUGCUUGACACUGAGAAUGAUCCUCAGUUGCAAUCUGAAGGUUUGGCACGCGAGGUUAUCAAUCGUGUUCAGCGUCUUCGUAAAAAGAGCCAAUUACAGGUAACGGACGACGUUCGCAUGACUUAUGCUUUCAAAAAUGAUACUAUUGGAUUAGAGCAAGCUAUUGAGAGAAAUGACCCAUUGUUCACUAAGAUCUUGCGCCGGGGAAUUGAAAAAAGUGAUGGAAAUGAGGAAUCAGGUUUGAUUGCCUCGGAAGAACAAGAUGUUCAAGGUGCUACCUUUAUUUUGAGUCUUCUGAAGCUUUAGAUUACUGAAAAUUUUCCUAUUUCAUUUCGGAUAACAGAAGGUAAUAUAAAUUUUUUAUAUCUAUGGGUGAUCUAUGUAUUUUUAAAAU
Schizosaccharomyces cryophilus OY26 is the source of this 3356-nucleotide messenger RNA. RefSeq names its product cytoplasmic isoleucine-tRNA ligase Irs1. Gene Ontology annotation, molecular function: ATP binding; tRNA binding; isoleucine-tRNA ligase activity. The record is from RefSeq and is a predicted model, not a curated record. The coding region runs from base 74 to 3268 and encodes 1064 amino acids. Lineage: Eukaryota; Fungi; Ascomycota; Schizosaccharomycetes; Schizosaccharomycetales; Schizosaccharomycetaceae. The transcript has a single exon. Gene Ontology annotation, biological process: isoleucyl-tRNA aminoacylation.